Molecule: messenger RNA, 951 nt
Organism: Peronospora belbahrii
Lineage: Eukaryota; Oomycota; Peronosporomycetes; Peronosporales; Peronosporaceae
Source: the annotation of a GenBank genome assembly
AUGGAAGCUUGCGCGCGCCAAGCUCCUGCUCAAGAGCUUUGCCUUGUCGCGCUUCGGGAGGUCCAGUGUUCCCGUGUCGCCCCGGAUGACAAGGUCGCCCUGACCAUUCCUGCGCCGCGCAUCGCCGGCGUGUUUGGAAUCGAGGAUAUCUUUCACGCAAUCAACCGUGAGCCCCAAACGGCUACCUGGAACCAGGCGGUCAACUUGCUCUGCAACUUUGUCUGCGUUCGCAAUCACGGCAUCCGCUUCACGUGCACCAAGCGUGACCUCGCUAUCAAAAGGACGUUCAUUUAUGACUACUUUGCCGGCUUGGGUCUUCUUCCGAUCGUCGCUCCAAACAAUCAAGCGGGUCAACCCAUGUCAAGGGACCGCACGGUGUUGGACCCGAAGCACGAUGUCCCUUCGGCUCUUAUGCUUCCUAAUGGCCAGCCGUUGCGGCAAAUCGUCUUCCUCGGCUUUGUCGCUCCGGUCUACGUUCAGCACAAGAAGCGCUCCUUCAACAAGGUUGUGCCGCCUUCCAUUGUCGCCCGGCAAGCGGCGAGAACGGCAUCUGAUUCUUUUUUUGCCUCAGCGGCAGGUGAGGCUGCCCCGACGCCUCGUGCAGGCCGUCGUGGCCCCUCUCCAUCUCUUGUCGUCUCUUCUUCUUCUCUCGUCCGCGAUGGCACAGCGAUUCUCGAACGGCCCGCUGCCUUCGCUUCAGUGCAGAAGUGUGGACAGGUCACUCGCCUAGUCCUUUGCCCGUCGUUGAACUCCCCUCUUGCGGCCACGGAGGUUGCCGUGACCUCUUCUGCGGCGACUGGCGGCCGCUUAGUAAUUGGCUUCCCUGUGACGCCUAAGUCAUUCAAACUUGCUUUUAGCGACCAUGACUUGGAAGAUCCGACCGCAGGUGAUGCUGAUUGCGUGGCGUACGAGGACACUCAGGUGGUCGCCUGUGUAGCCGAGCAUAUGUAG